Molecule: messenger RNA, 1440 nt
Organism: Penicillium paradoxum
Lineage: Eukaryota; Fungi; Ascomycota; Eurotiomycetes; Eurotiales; Aspergillaceae
Exons: 4
Coding region: 1-1440 (479 amino acids)
Biological process (GO): transmembrane transport
Molecular function (GO): transmembrane transporter activity
Source: RefSeq, a predicted model, not a curated record
AUGGAGAAUACCUCGCUCGAUAAACCAUGGCUUUUCGAUCUCCGCUCAUCAAAGCAGCUCAUCGGACUAGCUGUCUUCUCAACGACCUUUACUGAUGGAUUCCUUUACGGGAUCAUCGUAUCCGUGCUUCCUUUCUCUCUAACCGUUCGGUACGGGGUGCCAGAAGCCGACGUUCCAUUCUGGACAUCAACCUCCUUGGCCGUAUUCGGACUCGCCAUGGUACUUGGCGCACCGAUAGCAGGAUGGAUCGUCGGAAGAUGCGAGAGACGCCAGGUGCCAUUCCUGGGAGGCCUCUCUUGCGCCUUCGGUGCCACUCUUUUGUUCAUGCUUGGAGCCAAGCCAUGGGUCAUUAUAAUGGCAAGGAUUUUCCAGGGUUUAUCUGCGGGAGUGGUCUACACUGCUGGCUUGACGCUGCUAGUGGACACGAUCGAGUCGCACGAGCUGGGGCCCUGGAUUGGCUUUGGACUCUCCGGUAUGAAUUUUGGGGUGCUCGUAUCACCCACUCUCGGAGGAAUUGUAUACGAGAAAGCAGGGUUCUAUCCUGUCUUUAUCAUGGGGCUUGGCGUGGUCCUCGUCAGCUUGGUGCUUAUUCUACUCAUGAUUGACAGAAAGACUGCUGCGAAAUAUAGAGUGGAGGAUACUACCACUGGAUACUGUUCCGCUCCGAAUGGAAAUGGCACAAAGAGUGCCAUUGCAAAUGGCAAACGGCGCCUAUCGACUGUUGGAGAUGGAGAUCCCAAUGUGACAACACCGCUACUCUCACACUGCCGCGAACCCUCUGCCAGUGUUGCAAUAGAUCCUUCUUGGUGCACUAUUGUUGGAGGCUUUCUUCGAAACCAUUGUAUAUUUGCUGCACUCUAUGGAUGCCUCAUCAACACAAUCCUGGUUAGUGCCAUGGACACCGUCCUGCCAAUCUUCAUCAAGCAGACUUUCCACUGGAUGUCCGGUGCUACAGGAGCCAUGUUCUUGAACUUGACCAUUCCAUCAUUGAUCGGCCCAUUCAUUGGGAUGAUCUCAGACAAAUAUGGUGUACGAUUGAUCUCGGCCCUUGGUUUCACACUCUCAGCAGUAGCAGUUGUUCUUCUUGCCUUUAUACAACACGACGAUAUCACAGAUAAAGUUCUGGCUUGCAUACUGCUAUCCUUCGUUGGGAUAGGUUUGAAUACAUCGUUGACCCCAUUGGUUACGGAGAUACCACGGAUUGUGAAGACCAUCCAGGAGGAACACCCUGAUAUAUACGGCGAGAAGGCUGCGGUUACCGAGGGAUACAUGCUACUUGAUGCCGUAUUUGGCGCUGGUACUGUCAUAGGACCGUUGCUCUCGGAACUUGUAUUCCACAAUCUGGGUUGGAUGGGAUGCACCGCUUUCCUGGGAUUCUUGAGUCUCUCAGCGAUAGUUCCGGUGACGGUCCAUCUGACCCCACAUCCCAAAAGCCGAUAA